This is a messenger RNA of Macadamia integrifolia, 2628 nucleotides long. Its product is annotated as GPI transamidase component PIG-T. Gene Ontology annotation, biological process: attachment of GPI anchor to protein. Gene Ontology annotation, cellular component: GPI-anchor transamidase complex. NCBI's taxonomy places the organism in Eukaryota, Viridiplantae, Streptophyta, Magnoliopsida, Proteales, Proteaceae. The coding region runs from base 167 to 2125 and encodes 652 amino acids. The record is from RefSeq and is a predicted model, not a curated record. The transcript is spliced from 6 exons.
GAUUGCGCAAACGCCUUAAAGACUAUAGUUGAUUCUUUAGGUGGUAUUAUAAAUUAUCCAUAAAUAAAAAAAUAAUAGAGUAAAAAAACUACGAGCUUUCUCUGGUUUCAUUAAUGGCGGGUCCUCUAGGAUCCCUUUCAUUGCAGGCGCGCCAGUGAAGCCAAUAAUGUUGUUUCUACGUUCUAUUCUCUUUGUUCUUGUGCUAUCCCACUAUUUCUUCUCUCCAAUCUUUGCUGGAUCGACUGAAGAAGAAGAGUUUUCCGAAGAAUUGCUUCUGAAACCCUUGCCUGAUCGGAAAGUCCUUGCUCAUUUUCACUUCGACAGCAGAGCUCCCCCAUCGACUAGCCAUGGCCGCCAUCAUCGGCUCUUCCCCAAAGCCAUCGCUCAACUGGUCCAAAAAUUCCGGAUUCGUGAGAUGGAGUUGUCAUUCACGCAAGGCCGCUGGAACUACGAACAAUGGGGUGGAUUUGAUCCUGUAUCGAGCGCAAAUGCGAAACCUCCCGGAGUUGAGUUGUGGGCUGUCUUCGAUGUUCCAUCUGACCAGGUCGAUUCAACCUGGAAAAAUCUGACCCACACCCUCGCGGGUCUCUUUUGUGCUUCCAUUAACUUCUUGGAAUCAUCUACUGCUUAUGCUUCUCCACAUUGGAGCUUUCGACCAUUCUUGGGUGCCCUUAGAUAUGGUGCUCUGCCACGGGAGGCUGUUUGUACUGAGAACCUAACUCCCUGGUUGAAAUUGCUCCCUUGUCGAGACAAAGCCGGACUUGCUGUUCUAAUGGACAGACCUUCUAUCUAUAGGGGUUUCUAUCAUUCACAGCGGUUAAGGUUGACAUCAAGUGAAACGGAUUCAGAGGUUGGGGUGGAACGUGGGAUUUCGCUUGAACAGACUCUUACAGUCGUUCUUCAACCUGGAGAACCGCAGCCAAGUUGGUCUUUAAGCUCAAUUUUUGGCAGGAAAAUCACUGGAAAAUGUGAACUUGCAAAGUCUAGCACUGUAUUCAUUGGACUUGAGAGGAAUCUAGUCUCUGAACUCAAUGAGUCGGGAAAGAAGAAUGAGAAAAAUUGGGUUGCUGAAAAGGCCUAUGGCUCUUGGAGUAACCCAGUAUUUCAGCUUUCUUUUAGUCCUGAUAGGGUAAUUGAAGAGAUAAACAACGGGCAUGGUGGGAACUCAGCUGUUCUAUAUGAGUUCUCCACUGAGAAAUAUAGUGAUUAUGAGCCAUUUGAUGUAAGUUUGACAUGGAAACAGCCUGUGUUCUGGUCGUCUCCUCAAGCACCAUUCCACACUAGUAGGUUCUUAAUGGGAAGUGGGAAUGCUAGAGGUUCUAUUGCUAUCACUUUGAAAUCUACAGAAUUAGUCAAGGGAUUCUUGGGUGAUAGUGCCAACAAAGGCAGCUGUAAGGUGCGGAUUGAAGUUUUCCAAGUUGUGCCUUGGUAUGUGAAAGUUUAUUUUCAUACUCUUCGGAUUUUUGUUGAUGGAGAAGCACAAAUUGUUUCGGAGACCAUAGAGAAAAUACGGGUUUCACCUUCUGAAGAUAGGGUCUCACCUGGGCUGAUGGAGAUGCUUUUGAGACUUCCUUGCGACAUGAAAUCAGGUGUUCUAACCAUAGAGUUCGAUAAGGGAUUAUUACACAUUGAUGAAUAUCCUCCAGAUGCUAAUCAGGGAUUUGACAUUCCAUCAGCUGUAAUUAGUUUUCCUGACUUUGAAGCAAGUAUGCAUUUUCUUAAAGAGGACUCCAGCAAGUCACCAUUGUUAUCUAAGUUUCAGGAGAAGAAUCCUGUGCUGUCUUACACAGAAAUAUUACUUGUGCCUCUUGCCACUCCUGAUUUUAGCAUGCCUUACAAUGUGAUUACAAUCACAUGCACGGUGUUUGCUUUGUAUUUUGGAUCACUGCUCAAUGUAUUAAGGAGGCGGGUUGCUGAGGAAGAAAGAUUCUUAAAAAGCCAAGCUUCCGGGAAAGGAGGUCCACUUCCCCGGCUCCUAUCAAAGUUGCUUAGGAAGUUAAGAGGAAGACCAGAAGAACCAUCACAGUCACAAUCACCGUCAUCUUCCUUACUAACUCCUAAGUUCAUACUCAAAGUCCUAUUAGUGGCAGGGAUUGCUGUUGGUUGGCAUUUUUAUUCUGAAUGACUGCCAAAGCUAAUCCAAGGGACAUGGUUUCCGGAAAUAGCUUAUUGAGAUGCUUGCAAGUCUAAAUAUAUUCUUCCUCGGUUCAUCAGAUUUCCUGAUUUUCUCCUCCCGUCUCCUUCCCUUUUUCUUCGUUCAGGUUCUUCAUCUUGAGGUUGAGAGUUGAUGUUGGUGGAAUGGCUAUUUUGGGGAAAAAGAGGUUUGAAAUAGGGGUUUGUUCCACAGCCGUUGGAUUAGAAUGGAACACAUGUCGCACACAAAUAGGGAAUUGGUAGAGAAUUAGAGGAUGAAGAAUUGAAGCCGAGCCAAAUCUGUCUGUGUAUAUCUCUCCCCACACUCCAUGUAAAACUAUGCCCCAGCUCAUUCCUAUCCCAUUCCCAUCCCAUCCCAUCCCAAGCUCCCCAUUGGUGCAUGCCACUAGCUUGUGAAAAGUGAGCAACAUGUCCAACCGUCGCCCUAUAUUUUACACAAAACUUGAUCAACAUAAAACUGCGACUCCAUACCAA